Messenger RNA from Blepharisma stoltei, 1260 nucleotides. The record is from the annotation of a GenBank genome assembly. NCBI's taxonomy places the organism in Eukaryota, Ciliophora, Heterotrichea, Heterotrichida, Blepharismidae.
AUGUCUGAAGAUAGUCAAUUAUGCUCCCAAAUUGACAGUAUAUUAGCUCGUCUUGAUCGCAGGAUGGAAGAAGCUAAAACAGUGUCACCAUUCAAGGAGAAUCCCAGUAUUCCUGACUUUUCCAGCAGAAUUCCACUCAAUUCUAGACAGAACAAUCGAGCAUCAAAUAAUGAAAUGCCCCUGAAAAAACCUUUCAAUUACCAAGAACAAAGGCCAAAAUCAGGUGCUGAGAAUGAAACAGCACAAGAAAAGGCUCAAAAAAUAGGAGAAACAUUUUUUAACAGUCUAGGAAAGCUUUUAAAUCGCCAAGCAAAUGCAGAGCCUGAGCAAUCAUCAGGAACUUUUAAAAUUCCUGAGCAUCAUCGAUUAGAAUCCUUUGGAAAAGAAACGUAUGUCCAAGAAGUUAAGCUGAAUGAAGCUAUACAAAUGCAAUCGCAGCACCAAAAGCAUCCUUCAUUUGGAGGAAAUAAGCCUAAACUAGCAGAUAGUUACUCUAAAUCUUCAUCAAAAUCUCCAUUGAGAGAUAAAUCGCCGCUUAAAGAAAGCAGCUCAUCAUUUCAGCCACAAUUAAGCAAAAAGUCAAUGGUUAUUGCCAAAAAGCUUGGCAGUGCAAAAGAAAGACUUUUAACUCAGCCAGCCCGUGAGGCCACAAAUAAUACAGAAUCACUUACUUUUAAGCCUGAAAUCAACAAAAAAUCAGCGAAAAUUGCUAACAAGUUGACAACUCCUUCAAAGCAAAAUCGUUGGGAAGCUUUAUAUCUCCAAGGUCACGAGCAAAAAAUAAAGCUUGAAAAAAUACGAAAAGAAGCAGAAGAGUCCAAAAAAGAAGACAAAGAAUGCACUUUUAAGCCUUCAAUUACCCCAACAAAAGAAAGACCUGACAAAUCAAGCACAAUUGACAGACUUUUAAGCUGGGGGAAAGUAAAAGAACAGAAAAUAAAACAAAAAAGAGAUGAUGAUCUUGAAAAAGAUUUAGAAGGGUGCACUUUUACACCACAAAUAAAUGAUUUAAAAUAUUUUAUAGAAGAAGACAUAUCGUCGCUAAGAGGGGUUUCUAAAUUCCUUGAUAGACAGCAUGCUGCUAGGAGGCUAAAAGAAGAGAAGUUUGGUCCAACACCAAUAAAAGAAGAAUUAAGCUCAGAGCAGACUUCUGAAGGGGUUAGUCAAUAUAACUCUACGACAUCGAAAGACAUUACGAUGCAAGAGUUUGCAGAAGCAAUUGAGUCGCUACAUGAUGAGUUGCACUCUUUUCAAAUCUAA